AUGUCGCUGAUCGCCGACUGCUUUCGACGCCUCACCGAGACGCCGGCUAAAACCGAGCUGAAGGGCUACAAGGUCACCGACGUGAGCCGCACGCGGAAAUUCGGCGUCGCCUGCAGGAGCCUUCAGGAGCUGAAGCGGAAAGCGUGCGCAAAGCUGAACGUGACGAACGACCUCGCCGAAGUCAACGUCUUCCUGCUCGAUGGUUCGUUGAUCGACGAGGAGUACUUCUCCACGCUGGAACCUCAGGUUACGCUGAUCCUUGCGAAACCUGGGGAGAAGAUAUUGAGCGACGCGGACCUCUUCUACGACACUUUGAGGCGCGUCAACAUCGAUUUCCUGACUGCCGGCGACAAGGCGUCCGAGUUCCUCACGGAAAACCUUAAAGCGAAGGUCGCCGUUCUAAAUAACGCUUUGAACAAAGACGACUCGAAGACGGUGCUCAGCGACAGAGACGAGCAUCCGGAAUGGUUUCGCGGAUUAGACACCAACUACACCACAAAAGAGGCGUACAUGCAUCGCAGAUGUCAGGACAGGAUACGGGGCUACCUUUACAAGACGAUCGAUCAGAUCAAAUCGUCGGACACCUUUUCGAAAGAUCCUCGAGCCAGGAAACAGCUGUUGUACGCGAUAGCGUUCUUCAAGAUGCAACUGAAGGAAGACCAUUACUUGGGACAUUACUUCGACAGGAGUCGAACAAAGAUCGAGGCGUUGGAGGAUCGCGACGAACGUGACUCGUCGUCCUGCUACGAUCAUUGCCCCUGUAGAUUGAAUCAGUUGGAUGGCAGUACGUACUUCCGGUUGUUCGGUACGAUGAACCAUUCGUGCGUGGACGGCGCGAAGAGGAGCGAGAAAGACUGGAAGGUCGGCACGAAGACCGAGGAGGAGGACGAGGAGGAAGAAAAUUGUCCUUACACGAUCAAGAGGAAAGGCAGGGAAACCUUGGUCGCGUUGUGCGAUCGAAAGGGUGAAUUUAGGUGCAACGGCGUCUGGAACGCGGAUAAAUGCGCUUACGGGGAGAGGCACAGGAUCAAUCCUUACAGGUCAAGGGAGGAGCUUAUUCUCUUCUCCACAUGGAACUUCGAUCAUAAGAUCGAAAGGUCCAGGACCCUGAUACCGUUGCUUCUGAAUCUGUCGUCGCAAGGAAUAGCCAACGAGACGGACAUCUUCGAGAUCUACGAAAAUCUGUUCACGGUGAAGAACCUGAGGCUGGUGCACAUCGUGUGCCACGACAAAGGCUCGCACAAGUAA
Habropoda laboriosa is the source of this 1248-nucleotide messenger RNA. It is a transcript of the gene Drep4, whose product is annotated as DNA fragmentation factor subunit beta. The transcript is spliced from 6 exons. The coding region runs from base 1 to 1248 and encodes 415 amino acids. Gene Ontology annotation, cellular component: nucleus; cytoplasm. The record is from RefSeq and is a predicted model, not a curated record. Gene Ontology annotation, biological process: apoptotic process; apoptotic DNA fragmentation. Gene Ontology annotation, molecular function: DNA endonuclease activity. Lineage: Eukaryota; Metazoa; Arthropoda; Insecta; Hymenoptera; Apidae.